Molecule: messenger RNA, 6411 nt
Organism: Mizuhopecten yessoensis (Yesso scallop)
Lineage: Eukaryota; Metazoa; Mollusca; Bivalvia; Pectinida; Pectinidae
Product: fibronectin-like
Exons: 26
Coding region: 201-4463 (1420 amino acids)
Molecular function (GO): protein binding
Source: RefSeq, a predicted model, not a curated record
AGCGGGCGUACUUGGGGCGCUAUGAUACUCUAGUGGGGAUUAUAUUCUGUGGCGCUAUACGUGGGGAGGUAGGAUGUGAUGUAACAAUGUCGGUACGAGAGUAUUACGGGGCCUGUCAAUAUUGUGUUUUUGUUGUCUACCUGUGAGGAACAGCUUGUGAGGGAUACGUGAAAAAAAUCCGGGAUAACAACACUACCGUUAUGGACUUACGUUUAACGUUUGUCUUUAUCAUCUCCUGGAAGUUCACACGGGAUGUCAAUGCAUUCAAAGCACCAUCUAGUUUACAGGCAAACGUAAUCUCGUCGCACGAGAUCUUCGUCACGUGGGAUGAACACAAGCGCCAACGUGAUAAAAACGAUACAUUCUACACUCUACGACACCGGCCCAGGAAUGGCGGACAGACACCGUAUGAAUACGCACGCGUGGUCAAGCCGGAAUAUCUAUUUACCAGCGCCGAGCCAAACACUACAUACGCCUUCGCCGUGAAGUUUACUAAAGGCAAGAAGCGGAGUCGAUGGUCAUUUACUGUCAAAAACACUACCUCACUUUACGAUGACUCUUUGGUCCCGAGCAGUCAGGGUGAUGAUGCUGUGUUCCCGGGGCCCUGGGGAGAGUGGAGCACGUGGUCGGAGUGCUCCGUCUCAUGUGGGUCUGGGACAACGGUGCGGACGCGGUCCCGACUUUACGAAAAUGGCACGACUUUCAACACCACUUCCUCAUCAGACGUAUGUCUCGCCGACUCGUGUCCAUUAAUACCAGACGAGAGCAAUAUACCCAAACCAAGGACGUUACAAGUAAAAUCGCUGACGUCAUCAAUAGUCAAGGUAAAAUGGCGUCGUCCUAAAAUUAAGAAAUCGGACAUUAGUGUUUACCGCGUUUUAUGGACGAACGUACGCCAAGGUCAAGAACGGACAGUAAACAUCAGUAAGCGGUUUUACAUCAUAGACGCUCUCCGUCCGAACUCUACGUACACCGUCCGUGUACAGACGAUCGGCACGAACGGACGGACGUCCGAAUUUUCCAAAGUGAAUUUCACGACUGAGUCCGAACUUGUGAACCAUUCUCCCAGCAACAUCACGGCCAAGGCUAUCGGAACCACGAAGAUUCUUGUUAAAUGGCUGCCGCCGGUAGAUGGCCGAGAUCACGUGACUGGGUACAAGCUUCAAUAUCGACGAAAGGGGCUCCGGAGGGGGGAUAUGUGUUCUGUGUUCACGGAGGGAGACCGGCUCAGAUACGUCAUAACGGACCUUUUCAAAGAUGAGACGUAUAAGAUAAGGGUUGGGGCUCGGAUCAAUGAGAAGACUGGCCCGUACACAUCAUGGAUUAUAGUAGACCUCAACAAUUACAAACGCAACCAGAAGGGAACUGCAGACCCAGCGGCAAGUGCAAACACAUCACUCCCGGAACCUGAUGAAGAUGUUGGGUUUGACUUUGAGGACUUCGUACCCCUGGUAGACUUCGCGUCGUUCAUGCCCAGAAUCACGCCGUUGGUCAAUGCGGUCAACCUAUCCUGGCCUGCACCAAACAAUACCAGGGUUACCUACGAGUUCGUGGUCACACUCGAUGACGUGUAUGAGGAAGUUCUGGAGGUGACGGACGAGGCCCAGGAUUAUCACGUGAUCAGGGGUCUGGAGCCAAACACAGAGUAUAACGUCACAUUUCAGAUAACUGUCAUGGCGGCACAGAGAGUCGUGCUGCAGCAACUGAAACAGUUUACCACGCUCGUGCCACUCAAUGUCCGACUGGUGGAUAUAUCCGGGGAAGAUGGUUCAAGCCUCCAACUGGAAUGCGAGGCGACUGGCAUCACAUUACCCACAAUUCAGUGGAAGAAAGGAGGUCGCGUUCUUUACCGGAACUCGAGUGACGUCAGCAAUAGUACUCCAGUUAAAAGUGACCAGUACGUGUUCACGUUCGAAAGAUAUCCACCCAAUCGAAUCGUGUCUGUAAUGACUGUUGUGAAUGUCAGCGCGACCGACCAGGGUCGCUACAGGUGUAUUGCCGCGGACGGUCUGGACAGACAGUCAGAUUCUCAUCAGUUCAUAGACCUUGUUGAUCCAAUCAAAAAAGUGGGCGUGUCCUCCAUCACAGAGUUUGGCGCCAUAGUCAGCAUAACUCCCAUCAGACGUUUCCGCCGCAUGUCUAUGACGUACAUCCUGUAUAAAGACCUUGACCCGCCUCGUUAUCAUAUGGACCAAGGAAGAACACAUUAUGACCUUGACAACUUAGAUCCGGGGACGUCAUACACAGUACAUGUUCAGGCUGAAGAGUUUCCGGGUGCCAGCAAUCAUUCGGAAAUCUUCACCACUUUGGCGGUUUCCCUGCUGGACAAAGAGAAAGUAUCUGUCCAUGCAGUCAAUUCUACGACAUUGGUGAUCACUUGGAAGUGCCCAACGCAGUACCGCAGUCACGUCACCUACCGGAUAGUAUAUACAGUCAAGGGCAACAACUCUUCCAAUGGUCACGUGAUGGACGUAACAGAUCACGAAGAAACUGCUACCAUCACAGGUCUCCUUGCCAACCAGCGGUACAAUAUUUGUGUUGAAAUGCGCAGAAAAGAAAGCACGGUCAGUAAAGUGUUUGUAGAGGGCUCGACCUACCCAGAGGCUUAUCUCAACGCUGACAUCCCUCCCACUCCUCCGGCUGACGUGUUCAUCGAUAACCGGGACAAUACGCUGGUCAUAUCAUGGUUAGAGCCACAUUCAGAAUACCACACACUAGUAGAGUGGUACGAAGUAGAGGUGUUCCGAGAGGCGGAGGUCCUGGAGCGGCGACGGGUCACCGCUGACGUCACAUCUAUCACAAUCACUCCAGCACAUAGAUCUACAGAGUAUACGGCCAUCGUUCGGGCCUCCAAUAGAGCAGGGAUAAGUGACGAGGUGUCCCGGGUGUAUAGACAUGUCGUUAUUCUUCCAGAUUCUCAUGAGCUGUCCGAUUAUUCAGUGACGUCAUUAAAAGCGAGUGCUAUCGGUUCGACCCGGAUUCUGGUGGAGUGGUCUCCUCCUAACACCGGAGAACUUACCAGAUAUUUGGUCCGUUACCGUCCAAAUGUCAAGGUCGGCCUAAACUCUUCUGAUAUUAUCGACCAGUGGGUGACACGUGCAGAUCACCGUUACAUCAUAGCCAACCUAACACCUAACGAGGAGUAUGCAAUAUCUGUCAUCCCCUACCUCAAUGACGUCAACGGAAACACAUCUACUGUCUAUGUCAGCACAUUCGGCGACAUACCUGGCGAGCCACCUGUAAAUGUGACGUCGACACUCGUCAACAUGACGUCGAUCGAGGUCAUGUGGCAAGCCCCGCCCGCUGUCACUUGGCAUGGCGCUCUGACAGGUUACAUGGUAUUAUACAGACAGGUCGGACACAAGAUCACUAACAAAAACGUCACAGCCAGCACCCAAAGGUCCUACGUCAUCAACGGUCUACAUCAGGGUACCUUGUAUGAGGUUGCCAUGGCAGCCAUAAAUCUGAACGGAACAGGACGUGCCUCGGAUUGGAUAGAAGUUUUGACGGAAAUAGACCCCGCGACUCUAAUAGUACCGUACCCUCCCGUUAAUGUGUCUGUGGCGUCGCAUAGUAUGGGACUACAUAUCACCUGGUCCCGACCACUUGACGUCAAUGUUCCGGUGACCGGAUAUGUUGUGGGAUAUGGGCGUUUUAUACCGGAAGUGUACCGACAUAGUCUGGACAAUACGCAGACGGAAUAUACCAUCACAGGAUUACGACAAAACACGCAGUACAUCGUCAGCGUACGGGCGUUCAACAAGAUCGGAGAAAGCCGUCCAGUUUUUAAAAUGGGCAGAGCGGGUAGGCAGUCCUCCAUCAUCACGAGAACCACGGUCGGUCCUGCUGAAGUCACAGAAGUUAUUGACGAACCUGGUGCCCCCUCUAAUCUGAAAGUGAGAGAAAUCAAUGAGGAAGUAGUCACCCUUCGAGUCACGUGGGAGCAGCCUAGCGUCCUCAACGGAGAACUUACAGGGUAUUUGAUUUACUACACGACCGACCCGACGUUUGCACCGGAAAACGAAGCUUUUGUGUACGAAGAGAGGGAGGCUACUACCCUGAAAAACCUUGAAUUCAAUACGACUUAUUACUUCCGGGUAGAGAGUCAGUAUAGAGGUGUCAGCGGACUCUCCUCCAGGGUGGUAGCUUAUAAAACAAAACCACCAGACAAUAGCCUACAUAUCCUGCCAGCACCGACCAUUACAAGUUUGUCGUCCGGUGCGGACUAUCUCCAGGUCAAAUGGCUUCCGCCACCCCCACAGUACUCGCAUGUGGUCCGUGGAUACAUCUUGGGAUACGGCUUGGACGAGGCCAAUGAGAAACAAGAUAUUAUACCCGUCAGCAUCAACUCGUAUACACUGAACAAUCUCAGUCCCUCGACUAUGUACCAUAUUUCACUGCGGAUGUUUAAUGAACUUGGAGACAGUGCUCAGACAUUUGUAAACGGGUCGACGCUUGGUUAGAAAAGUAUGAACAGCUCAAAGCUGGGUUAGAACACUGUGAACGGCUCAACGCCAAGUAGGACAACUAUAAACGGGUCAUUGUGUUAAAAAACCAUGAAUGGGAUCAACGCUGUGAUGGAACUCUUUGAACAGCAAAACGCAGGGUUUUAAAAGUAUUGAAUUGAAUAUGCGUUGUUAUUUAGCAGUUUUCAAUAGGCCACGUGAUAUUAUGUGACAAAUAAAAGGACUGCCUGUUGGUAUGUGACAAUUUAAAAUUGUGGUUUUGUGAAAGACUAAAAUGCAGUUUUUCAGCUUUAGUCAUGUAUUCGUCUGGUGAAAGCUGGACAUGUUAUGUUUUUUUAAAACGGGACAAGAAUGAUAACAUUACCUUUCAUAUUCAUAUUCAGCAGCCACUACACACUAUAGUAAGGGUAAUAUUUCUGUUUAUUGAACUUUAUCCAAGUAUAAAUAAAUAAGCUAUACUUUGUAUGUUUUAUCAAACUCGAGACAUGUAUUAAAAUACAUUCAGAUUCAUAUUUAUCCAACCGUAUAUACGUAUUGAUACGUUACUAGUAAUAUGUAUUUUCAUCAAACUUGAUAUAAUUACAGAAAGAUUAGAAAGCAUGAAGUUAUCAAAUUUUAGACACCCAUGGACACGUUAGCAGAAAUAUGUAUCUUUAUGAGGCUUGCAAUAGGAAUAGGUGAGUAUUGACAGUAAUGUUUUCGACAUGUAUUAUUACGUUUCUAUUUUUGUGUUGUACAUAUAGACGUCAAUAUUAUGAUAGUGUGACAAAAACCUUAACAGAAAUGCGGCAUAUGGCUUAUUGAUAAUAUCAACCCGAAUAUCAAAUUUAUCAAGAUAUAACAUUUUCGUCAUAUAUCCACUACUGUCUGGGUAAAAUAGAUACAUCACAGCGUAUAUACAUAAGAAAUAAAUAUAUCACGACGUCAAUUCGUAAAUGCAAAAACAAUCAACAGUGUUAACACAUAGGGAACAAUAUUCCACAGUGUAAAUUCAUAAAGGCUAAGUAUACAAAAGCGUCAUCGCAGAAGGAAGAAUACCACUACUGCGGCGCUAAUUCAUACCACAGCGUAAUCACAUAUUUCAUCUAGCUCAGGUGUAUCUAUGUAAUAAUGUCCACGUACAACAGGAUUAUGUCCAGUGGGAGGAGGUGGAGCAAGGGGAAAAGAGGUAAAUAAUAGAUAAUGGAGCAUAAAAAUAGGAAAUAAUAGAUAAUGGAGCGUAAAAAGAGGUAAAUUAUACCCUUUGGAGCAUAAAAAUAGGUAAAUAAUAGAUAAUGGAGCAUUCAAGGGGUUAAUAAUAGAUAAUGGAGCAUAAAAAGAGGUAAUAAUAGAUAAUGGAGCAUAAAAAUAGGUAAAUAAUAGAUAAUGGAGCAUAAAAAUAGGUAAAUAAUAGAUAAUGGAGCAUAAAAAUAGGUAAAUGAUAGAAAUAGAUAACGGAGCAUAAAAAGAGGUAAAUAAUAGAUAAUGGAGCAUAAAAAUAGGUAAAUAAUAGAUAAUGGAGCAUAAAAAUAGGUAAAUAAUAGAUAAUGGAGCAUAAAAAGAGGUAAACAAUAGAUAAUGGAGCAAAAAAAUACGUAAAUGAUACAUAAUGAAGCAUAAAAAUAGGUAAAUAAUAGAUAAUGGAGCAUAAAAAGAGGUAAACAAUAGAUAAUGGAGCAUAAAAAGAGGUAAAUAAUAGAUAAUGGAGCAUAAAAAUAGGUAAAUCAUAGAUAAUGGAGCAUAGAAAUAAGUAAAUAAUCGAUAAUGGAGCAUAACAUAAAUAGGUAAAUAAUAGAUAAUGGAGCAAAAAAAUAGGUAAAUAAUAGAUAAUGGAGCAUAAAAAUAGGUAAAUCAUAGAUAAUGGAGCAUAGAAAUAAGUAAAUAAUCGAUAAUGGAGCAUAACAUAAAUAGGUAAAUAAUAGAUAAUGGAGCAUAAAAAGAGGUAAAUAAUAGAUAAUGGAGCAUA